Messenger RNA from Caenorhabditis briggsae, 312 nucleotides. RefSeq names its product Protein CBR-SPP-16 (gene Cbr-spp-16). The transcript is spliced from 3 exons. NCBI's taxonomy places the organism in Eukaryota, Metazoa, Nematoda, Chromadorea, Rhabditida, Rhabditidae. Bases 1 to 312 code for a protein of 103 amino acids. The record is from RefSeq and is a predicted model, not a curated record.
AUGAAGUUUUUCGUUGCUUUGAUUCUUGGAGUUCUCCUUCUUUCCACUUCUAUUUCUGCCCAAACUCCAAUUUCGUGUGCAUUCUGCUUGUCUGGAAUUGCUCAAAUCAAUCAACAAAUCGUUUCUUCUCCUGAUAUGCAGGCUCAAAUGGGAAUCCAAGCAUCCCAGGGCUGUGAUCAGAUUCCAGUGAAAAAAACUCGUCAGACUUGUCGUGGAAGCUUGAACACAAACUUUAGCAUUUUCUAUGCGAACUUCACUGAGCAAGCCAACAACUCUCCAACUCAAAUGUGCAUCAAUAUGGGAAUGUGCUAG